Vigna umbellata (rice bean) is the source of this 1462-nucleotide messenger RNA. Lineage: Eukaryota; Viridiplantae; Streptophyta; Magnoliopsida; Fabales; Fabaceae. The record is from RefSeq and is a predicted model, not a curated record.
AAACUAACAGCACUUGCUCACAGAUUCGUUCUCCAAUCUUCUGAAGCCUCACAAGCUGAGAAUUGCUCUGUUUCAUUUCAGAGUUCGGGUUUUGGAGAAGAUAAUAUCAGAAUCUGGUUUCUUCAUCUUUACUUGUAGUCAUGGAGGGUGAGAUUAUGAAUCUCAUGAAGGUGUGGUUCUCAGUUGUUGUCUCUUUAUGCUACUGUUAUUGGAUCCGAAAGCUUGUUCCUGCAGGAACAAUACGACUCUUCCUUUUUCUUCCGAUCGUCUUUUUUUUCAUUGUGCUUCCUCUGAGUCUUUCUUCUGUGCACUUCUGUGGCACCACAGGGUUCUUCAUUGCCUGGCUAGGAAACUUCAAACUCUUGCUCUUAGCUUUCGACAAGGGACCUCUCUCCUCCGACGCAUUCAUCUCUCUUCCACGUUUUGUAGCAGUGGCAUGUCUCCCCAUCAAGAUCCAGAAAAACCCAGCACGUUCUACCUGCAUCCAAUGUUCUUCAGCUGAAAAUGGGAAAACCCCACAUCCAGAUUCGUCCAAAAGUUCCGAUUUUGACACCAACCCAUCUUCAAUAAAGCCAAACUCUGUUACCAAACAAAACUUGUCCGCGGUAUCAUCCAAAAAUGCCGGUGGUACCCCAUUUCUGGGGUAUGCCCUAAAGGGUAUUGCUGUGGGCAUUUUGGUGAAGAUCUAUGACUACAGUGAGAGUAUCAAUCCGAAUGUCCUUAUGUGCAUGUACUGUUUCCACAUUUACUUCAUGUUGGAAAUAAUCUUGGCGGUGGUCGCAGCAGCGGCGAAAACCUUGCUGGGGAUGGAGCUGGAGCCGCAGUUCAAAAAUCCACUCCUCUCGACCUCACUCCAAGACUUCUGGGGAAGGAGAUGGAAUCUCAUGGUCACCAGCAUCCUCCGACCAACGGUGUACGAACCGACCGUGAAAGCAGCAUUGAAGAUUGUUGGUCCCACGUGGGCCCCAUUACCGGCAGUGAUGAGCACCUUCGUGGUGUCGGGUUUGAUGCACGAGUUGAUACUGUUCUACCUGGGGAGGUCGGAGCCCACCUUCAGAAUGACGUGCUUCUUUCUCCUUCACGGGAUGAGUUUGAUGGUGGAGAUUGCGUUGAAGAGGGCCCUCACCGGCAGGUGGCGGUUGCCGAGGUUUCUGUCGGGGCCUUUGACCGUCGUAUUUUUCAUGGCCACCUGUUUUUCCCUGUUCCUGCCGGAGUUCAUCCGGUGUCGGAUUGACGUCAGGGCGUUUGAGGAAUACGCCGCCUUGGGCCACCUUCUUACACCUCUCAGUUCCUCAUUCUCAGCCAUCUUUCACAACAAAUCUUAGCAACUAGGAAUAAAUAAUUUUUAUGAGUAAUUUGUUUCUAUGCUAUUUAUUUUUUAUUUAAAUAACGCAUGUUUAUUUCUUAUUUGAUAGAGUUUAUUACUUUGUAAUUUUAUCUGAUGAUUAAAAUUCAAUUUUCC